AUAAGACAAAAUUCUAACAAGCAAGUAUAAAAGUAACUGUUUGUAUAUACGAAUACAGUGUUUUAUUUUACAACUAUUUUUCACAAUUCGCUUUUAUUGAUAAAAUCGUUAUUACGACGUGCAUUUAAACAUUGCAAGCAAACAGAUAAAAGACUAAACCUUUAAGGAGUUACUGUCAGAUUAUGCUUUUUACAUAGUAAUCAUCAUUGUUAUUGUUUUCGAGAAUGAAUAAAUUUGGCACGUCACCGUCUUUUAAAAAUCUAAAGACCAAAAAAAUUCAAUCCCCUGUACAAUUAAAAGAGAAGAUAAGAAACGAUUAUAAAAACAAUUUGAAAACAUGUCGUGACAAACUCUUGAACAGAAUUCGCGGUGUUACCGUGGAAGCUGAUCUUCGAUUGACAUUAACAGAUAUUUACAACAAUACAUUAAACAAUUUUAACAAAGAUGAUAUUGAAAUUGAACAAAUAACAGAUAAUGAAGAAACAAAAAUAUUGGAAGAAAUUAAAAAUGAAAUCAUACAAAAUGAAUUAGAUUGGUGGAUUGAAGAAUAUGAAAAGUCACAAAGCGACACUAUUGACUGGUCUGCAAUUCAAAAAGAUGACAGCGUGAUUUGUUUUCUUUGUCAAAAAAAUAACUUUACUCUAGCUAAUAACUGUUUGUCAUGUUCAUUAUGUCAUACUGAAAUUAAAACUGAAAUGUCAUUAGCAAACAUUAAAAAACAUAUUAAUGAAAAUUUAGAAAGGCACAGUAAUAUGUGUAAUGGCAGUGUACAGUUUAUGUCAGUUCCAGAGUCCUGUGGUACCCAUAUUUACCUAUUUUGUGAAAAUUGUAUGGAUAUGCAAUUUAUUGUUUAAUUAUUUUUUUUGUAUACUAUAUUUUUGCUAAUUUUUUUUUUGUUGUGUUAUGUAUUCAUUGUAGGUGUUAAUAAUACAUUAUUUGCUUGCAUCAAUCUGAUUGAUAAAAUAAUUAUAUUUAUUUGGGAUCUGUCAUAGUGUUUGUGACAUGCCAUGCCGUCUGGUGGCCUGAAUAGUAACUAAUUUCAGGUUAAAUUGUUGGUGUUGAAAAAUUUUACUCAAUAAUCUAAAAAAAUGCUGCUGGUUGGUUUUUCAAGUGGCAGAUCCCGAUACAAACAUAAUAAUAGUAUUGAAAUAGUUGCCUUAGUUAAAUUAUUAAAUUUUUAAAAUAUUUCUUAAGUAAAAUACUUCAUUGAUUUGAAAAAUCGUGAUUAUGAAACUUUGUGAUAAUUAUAAAAUAAGCAUCUGAUUUUGGAGAAAAAUAUUAAUUCAUCUGUUGGUCAUUAAAUUUAAAAUUUCUGAUUUCAUUUGUAUUAGCUAUUCAUUUAAUUAUUUUAUCACAUAAAUAGUUUAGAGAAAUAAGUUUAGCUUUAAAGUUCUUAUCCACUUGCAAAUUAAAAAAAAAAUGCACAUA
Molecule: messenger RNA, 1428 nt
Organism: Vanessa atalanta (red admiral)
Lineage: Eukaryota; Metazoa; Arthropoda; Insecta; Lepidoptera; Nymphalidae
Exons: 3
Coding region: 225-854 (209 amino acids)
Biological process (GO): protein import into nucleus
Cellular component (GO): nucleus
Source: RefSeq, a predicted model, not a curated record